AUGAGGAGAUCGAGGUCCCGAUCUAGCAGCCAGGACAAGGGCACUUGGACGCUGCCGCUAGCGGAGACGGGGCCCUACAAGUGGGGCCCGGAGUCCAUCGAAUUGAGCUGCAGCUAUCCAAGAACCGCCGGCAGCGCGCUCUACAACAUGACCUUUACUGUCCCUUCGAAGGACACGGUGAUUGCGUUUCGAGACAUGGCGUGCAGAGCUCACUGGGCCGCAUCGGCCAAGCUUGGCUCUUCGCAAGACGCAAGCAGCUUCGCGCUGAAACUGGGUGGCUUGAACGUGUACGCAGAUACUAGAAACGGAAGUCGCGCUCUCGUUGGUGAUUACAAGAUUAUACAGCAUGCCGCUAGUGCCAAGGAGCCUGGCAUCGUCGGCUUGGUAAAAAUACCUUCAAUCUUGGAAGACGAGGAAGCCAACAGUGGAGAGCCCGCCGUCGCCCCUGAUCCGAUCCAGCCGUCCUUCUUGAUUCCUUGGACAGAGUGGCAGGCGAUCCCCUCAAGUCUGCUCAAGCUUCAGUUCAAGCUCAAGGUCGGUGAAGUCCUCGUCUCGGGCGCGGAGUCCCAGCUCAGGAAGCUCGGCAUCCAGAACUUUACGGGCGGCAUGUUUAUAACAGCGGGUUUGUUCUACGGCGGCGAAACGCUGACCAACGAGUGCCUGCUGCAAACGAGCCUGACGUACAGCUGUGCGACGCCACGCUGGAACGAGUGGCUCACGUUCCCGCUGUCCAUCGGGUCUCUCCCUCAGGCCACCCGGCUGUGCUUCUCGCUCUUCUACCGCGAGGCGGGCAGCUCGUCCAGCGCGAAAGACACGCCCCUGGGGUGGGUGAACCUGCAGCUGAUGGACCACAAGGGCAUGCUCGUCGCCGGCAAGAAGAAGCUCCGGCUGUGGCCCGACGGGCCGGCGAACGCAAUCGGUACUUGCAUGGACAACACGGGCACCGACAGCCCCGGGGCGAUGUACGUCCAGUUCGACGAGUCGCCGCUCCCAAGCAUCUUCUCUCAGGAGAGCGCCAGAGUCGCGCCGGAGCCAUUCGAAGUGCCGGCCAUUGAAGGCAGGAAAGCAUCAGGCAGCGUGUUUGGCUUGAGCCCAUUUGCGUCGGCGCAAGCGGAGCCAGCCCUGCGAGCGGAAGAGAGCCUCCGUCUACAGGAUGCUAUCAGAGCAGAUGUCCUGACGCUGCCAACGGAUGAAGAGCGGCGCCUGCUGUGGAAGGCCCGGAACAGCCUCAAGAGCAACGUGCGAGCCUUAUACAAGGUCAUCCAUUCCGUUCCGUGGACCAACCGGAAGGCCAUUUUCGAAGCGCGGCAACUCCUGACGGAGUGGGCCGUUCCGGCGCCCCUAGCUGCCCUGCAGCUCCUGAACGCACAGUUUGCGGACCCGGAGGUUCGGAAGUACGCAGUCAGCCGGCUUCGGGAGCUGGACGACAGCCAACUCCAGAACUACGUGCUGCAACUCGUGCAGGUCCUGAAGUACGAGGCGUACCACAACUCGGAGGUGGCCCAGUUCCUCCUCGAGCGGGCGGUCGGGAAUAGAACCAUCGGACAUCAGUUCUUCUGGCACCUGCAGGCCGAACUGCACGUGCCCACCAUCAAAGACCGCUACAGCCUCAUCCUCGCGGCCUACCUGCGCUGCUGUGGGUCUUCAAUCCGGAAAGAGUUCCUAAAACAGUGCGAGCUCGUCAAGAAGCUCUGCGCCGUCGCUGACGCGAUCAAGGCCGUCAAGGGCGAGAGCGAGCGGAUGGCGCUGAUCCGGAAGAUGCUCGCGGAGAUACGGUUCCCAGACAAGGUCAUGCUACCCUUGGAUCCGAGAUUUGAAGUGUCGGGCCUGAUCGUGGAGAAGUGCAAGUUCAUGGACUCGAAGAAGCUGCCGCUGUGGCUGGUGUUUCAGAACGCGGACCCGCAGGGCGCGCCCAUCUACGUCAUCUUCAAGUCGGGGGACGACCUGCGCCAGGACAUGCUGACGUUGCAGAUGAUCCGCAUCAUGGACAAGCUGUGGCAGCAGAACGAGCUGGACCUGGGCCUGAACGCGUACAGCUGCAUGGCGACCGGGGACGAGAUGGGCAUGCUGCAGGUCGUGCUCAAUGCGGAGACGACGUCAGCAAUCAGCAAGGCUGCUGGGGGAAGUUCGGCGUGCUUCCGUGAGGACCCCAUCGCAAACUGGCUAAAGCAGCACAACCCGACACCGGAGAAGAACGCGAAGGCCGUCGAGAACUUCACCCGCUCCUGCGCGGGCUACUGCGUCGCCACGUGUGUGCUCGGGAUUGGCGACCGACACAAUGACAACAUCAUGUUGCAGCGGACGGGCUACCUUUUCCACAUCGACUUCGGACACUUCCUGGGCAACUUCAAGAGCAAGUUUGGUUUCCGGCGCGAGCGUGCAAAGUUUGUGUUUACGCCAGACUUUGCUUACGUCAUGGGCGGCGUCGGCGGCGAGCGGUUCAAGCGCUUCGAGCAGCUGUGCGCGCAGGCGUUCAACGUGCUACGCAAAGAGGCGGACCUCUUCAUCAAUCUCUUCGCCCUGAUGCUUUCGUCAGGGAUCCCCGAGCUCCAGUCCCCCGAAGACAUCCAUUACCUGCGCGACUCCUUCCUGCUAGACCUGAGCGACGAGGAUGCCGGGAAAGAAUUUAUCAAGUGGAUCCACGAGAGCCUCAACACUAGAUCGACACAGCUUAACAACGCGAUUCACACGUGGGCUCACAGCUAAAGUUUUUGAGGGAUGAGAGGUAGUUGUGACCAUAGUAGAGAGGAAAGCUCGGCUUGGAAUGCGAAACUCAGUUACUUGAAUUUUAGGGCAGUGGUUGGGCCAACCUGUGGUUACCUGGUACACUGAUACGCGGCACGUAAGAGAUGAUGCUUGAGGGUGCAAUCGAUGCAUAGCCAAAAUCGAUUUGCAGCGCAGGCACGGAGUUCAGUCACUAACUUAACUUAAGAUCGCAUGCAUUUCAUUCUAGCCUAAGUGAGUCUUGCAAAAGCUAUUGAUUUAGCAGUGUUGCUCGCAUAUGAGCAUAUA
Molecule: messenger RNA, 3012 nt
Organism: Klebsormidium nitens
Lineage: Eukaryota; Viridiplantae; Streptophyta; Klebsormidiophyceae; Klebsormidiales; Klebsormidiaceae
Source: the annotation of a GenBank genome assembly